AAUAGGCCUUGUCUCUCCCCUACCGGAGCUCUUGUCCCCGCAGCCUUGGGCCUUUCCCAAGGUUUGGUCUCAAGAUGCAGGCCCUCGGCUGCUGCCUGCUCCUUUUCCUCCUCUGCACCACAUUCACAUUGCCAACUUCGACAGCCCUUUCCAACGCCGAUGCUCAUUCCAUUGCCCGCCGGCAGCUCCUUCACUUUGGAGAGCAUGACGGCGACAUCCCCGAUGACUACGAGAUCACCGUCAAUAUCACCGUCACCAUAACCAACACCCGCCUCCGCCGGGCCUACGUCGCCUUCAAGGCAUGGAAAAGUGCCAUAUACUCCGACCCCUACAACAUAACAAGCUCAUGGAAUGGACCUGAUGUUUGUGCUUACAAUGGAGUCUUCUGUGCCCCGGCAUUGGAUGACCCACUUGUCAGCACGGUGGCCGGUGUUGACAUCAACAGCGGCGAUAUUGCCGGCUACCUUCCCCCGGAGCUUGGCCUGCUCUCGGAUGUUGCCGUCUUCCAUAUCAAUUCUAACCGCUUUUGUGGCAUCAUCCCCAAGUCUUUCGGCCGGUUGACGCUCCUACAUGAAAUCGACAUCAGCAACAACCGGUUCGUCGGAAAAUUCCCCAGGGUGUUAUUGACCAUUCCGAAUCUCAAGUAUCUGGAUAUCCGAUUCAAUGAUUUCGAGGGUCCCAUUCCGCCGGAGCUUUUCGAGAAGGAUUUGGAUGCGAUCUUCCUUAACGACAAUCGAUUCCGUUUCAACAUCCCGGAAAAUCUCGGAGAUUCCCCGGCUUCGGUUGUGGUUAUUGCAAACAACCAAUUGGGUGGUUGCAUUCCCAGAAGCAUUGGGAAGAUGGCAGGGCUGAACGAGAUCGUACUGCUGAACAGUGGCCUCUCCGGAUGCCUGCCUCAAGAGAUAAGCUUGCUGAAGAAUGUGACUGUGUUCCACGUGGGCUCCAACUCCCUGUCCGGCUUGCCGACCCCGAUUUCCGGCUUGGCCGCUGUCGAACAGCUCGACGUUUCUGGCAAUGCACUUACCGGCUUUAUUCCGGCGAACAUCUGCACGUUGCCGGCAUUGAAGAACUUUACAUUCUCCACCAACUACUUCAAUGGGGAGGCGAUAGAAUGUUUGAUAAGGAGAAAGGAUGUGGAGGUGAAUGACGGAGACAACUGCAUCCCCAAUCGGCCCAAGCAGAAGGGCAAGGAUGUAUGUGCAGCGGUGGUGAACAAGCCUGUGGAUUGCGGCAAGUCCAAGUGCGGCUCGUCCGCCACUCCAACCCCUGUACCUGUGACCCCCACACCAAAGGCGAGUCCAGUACCCAGGCCACCGUUUGUCGGUGUAACUCCUCCGCCGCCACCCCAUAGCGAAGCCUCACCGGUGGUGAUGAUUCAUCCACCACCACCACCAUCACCGCAGAAGAGAGCACAUCCACCACCUCCACCACCAAAACCAGUAGUCAUCAAGUCACGACCAUCGCCGCCAGAUCAGUCACCACCACAGCCACCAUCAUCAUCGCCAGUCUACUUGCCACCACCACCGCCACAUGAAGAAGCAUCGCCAGUUGUGAGGGCUCAUCCUCCGCCGCCACCACCGACCUAUUCACCACCACCCCCCGUAAUCUCUUCGCCCCCACCGACCUAUUCACCACCACCCCCCGUAAGCUCUUCGCGACCACCGACCUAUUCACCACCACCCCCCGUAAGCUCUUCGCCACCACCAACCUAUUCACCACCACCCCCCGUAAGCUCUUCGCCACCACCUGUCUACUCAUCACCACCACCACCAGUUCACUCUCCUCCUCCUCCAACAUCACCACGGCCACCAGUUCACUCUCAACCUCCAUCAUCGCCACAACCACCAGCUCACUCUCAACCUCCAACAUCGCCACCACCACUUGCUCACUCUCCAGCGCCAACAGUCCAAUCCCCUGCACCAGCACCACAAGUGCCGCCAGUUCACUCCCCUUCGCCAACUCCGUCAGUGACGCCAACAGUCCAAUCCCCUGCACCAGAACCACAAGUGUCGCCAGAUCACUCCCAUUCGUCACCACCGUCAGUAACGCCAGCCCAGUCUCCACGAUCACCGGUUCCUGUAAAUUCUCCCCCACCACCAGUUCACUCUCCUCCACCACCACCAGUCCUUUCACCACCACCACCGCCAGUCCACUCACCACCACCACCGCCAGUCCACUCACCACCACCACCAUCCCCACCUCCACCUGUCAACUCUCCCCCACCACCAUCUCCACCGCCACCAGUCCAUUCCCCACCACCACCAUCCCCACCCCCGCCCGUUCACUCUCCACCACCACCACCACCAGUUCGUUCUCCACCACCUCCAUCUCCGCCACCGGUCUACUCUCCACCGCCACCGGUCUACUCUCCACCACCACCAUCCCCACCGCCGCCAGUCCACUCUCCACCACCCCCAUCUCCACCACCUCCAGUCCGCUCUCCACCACCACCACCUGCCCAGUCACCUCCACCACCGCCACCUCCUGCCUAUUCUCCGCCUCCACCACCAGAAGUGGUACUCCCACCAACCCUGGGUUUCAGCUAUGCAUCACCACCUCCUCCCCAAUUUCCAGGCUACUGACACCCUUGAGUCCUCCCACACGGAAUGCGUGCACCAAUCCACUAAGACACUGAACAAAACUUGUGGGUCAGCGAUGUUGCCUCUGCAAGGAUCGCUUAAGUCACAGAUUUGGGAUAAUGGAACGUGACAAGAUAAGUCUAAAUUGGAAGGGAGGCACAAGAAACUUUUAUGUAUUUGUUUGAUAAAUUUUAGCUGUAUUAUUUUUGUUUUUGCAAACAGGAGACUCUCACUCUCAUUCUCUCUCUCUCUCUCUCUCUCUCUCUCUUUCUCUCUCUCUCUUUUGAAUCGUGUCAUUCCUUUUUAGAUGCAAUUAUUG
Messenger RNA from Nymphaea colorata (pocket water lily), 2898 nucleotides. RefSeq names its product leucine-rich repeat extensin-like protein 3. The record is from RefSeq and is a predicted model, not a curated record. NCBI's taxonomy places the organism in Eukaryota, Viridiplantae, Streptophyta, Magnoliopsida, Nymphaeales, Nymphaeaceae. Gene Ontology annotation, molecular function: protein binding.